This is a messenger RNA of Sphaeramia orbicularis (orbiculate cardinalfish), 1923 nucleotides long. RefSeq names its product macrophage mannose receptor 1-like. NCBI's taxonomy places the organism in Eukaryota, Metazoa, Chordata, Actinopteri, Kurtiformes, Apogonidae. The transcript has 3 exons. The record is from RefSeq and is a predicted model, not a curated record. The coding region runs from base 75 to 1160 and encodes 361 amino acids.
AGUGACGGCUCCUCAUCAUCCUCCGACCACUGAUCCAUCGGACAGCACAGAUCUGGCCCAGGGACGGGGCCGUCAUGGGGAACCGGGUGGUCCUCGUCACCUGGCUGCUGCUGACACUGUGGUGUUGCUCAGAGGCUCAGUGGCUCAGAACCAUCUCGUACGCCACCAACUGUAGCCUGAGUUGGGCCGGGGUUCAACGCUACUGCCGCCGCUCCUUCACCGACAUGGUCACGUGGUACGGAACCAGCUCAUUGUCCCUGUCUCAGUUUUUAAGGGAUCUGAACAAAACCAGCGUCUGGGUCGGUCUGCGGAGAAACGCUGCCAACGACUCACAGUGGAACUGGAUCAAUGAAACUCAAGACGUGUCCAUGUCCAUCAACUGGGACUUGGACCAGAACAGCCCCCACUGUGCAUUGUUGAAGGCAGACGGAUGGAGGUGGUUCAGCGCCAGGUGUUCCAGUCAUCAUGGGUUCUACUGUUCCCACGGUACAAAGAUCAGGUUUCAUUCUUUCAGUCGUUCCUGGUUCAAGGCUGAAGAGGCGUGUCAGGAGGAGGGGGGGCACCUGGUCACCGUCACCAAAAACAACGCAGCUGCCUUGAAGAAAAGCGGCUGGAUUGGCCUGUACCGAGUGGGCGGAGACACCUGGCGCUGGGUUGGAAACCAGACUUCUGAAUAUAGAACCUGGGCCAAUGGAGAACCGUCCUACAAAGACUGUGGCUCCUUAAACACUGUCGAGGACGUGUACGAGAGCAGACACUGCAGCGAAGUUCAAAGCGUCGUGUGUAACAAAGACAACCUGGUGUUGGUGAAGCUGAACCGGACCUGGGAGGAGGCGCUGGCAUUCUGCGCCCACCUGGACCAGCCCUGCACUGGGGUCUGCAGGUUCCACCUCCUCAGGGUGGAAAACUGGAACAUGCACCGCUACGUCAGACAAAGGAUCCAUGACGCCACCACAGACGAGGUCUGGACGGGUCGGCGGUUCCUGGGGGGGAGGUGGUUCUGGGGGAUUUCCAACCUGACGGACCAGCCGGGGGGGGUGUCCCAGUGCCCCGCCCACCACUGCGGGGUCACGUCCAAAUCCAACCCCAACUAUUGGCUCAGCAGAGACUGCACCGAGAGGAGGAACUUCAUCUGUGCAGAAGUCCAGGAGGUGCCGUGACACCCCCACAACAAACACACAAGAAGAACUGAGGAACCACAAGCAUUUGAGUCCAAAACGUCUGUAAAAUUAAAAAAAAAAACAAAAAAACACAUCCUUAAGUAAUUCAGAUUGAAUCAAACAUGUUUGAAGCUCUGUAUUUUCUGUGUGAAUAUGCUUCUGCAUCACUAAAACUGGUGACCAGAGAACAGGUGACCUGAGGCUGCGUUCUCAUUGGAUGAUUAAAGGUUGACUCUGGGUUGGGACUUCUGCGCCCUCUAGCCAGUCAGAGCUGCUUUUGUUUUGUUGUCUUCAUGUGAUUGGAGGGCAGAGUUCAGUGGGACCCAGCUGUAGGUUUGAGUUGAACAGAUGAACAGAUACAAAAGUCAAAACUGAUCAAAUAUUUGGAGUUCAGAUUCUCAACUCAACACUUUUGCCGUUACUUGCUUCAAAUGUAACUGAAGAAUUUACAAGUAAAAUGCAGAUGCAGUUUAAAAGCAGUCAAAUAUGUGUUUUCCUCCUCAUUUACAAUAAAUGAAUCUGAUUUGAAUGUUUAUUCCUUUAAUCAGAUGUUUUUUAGGUGAAUUCCUGUUUUUUUCUUCUGAUUCACUGUAGAAUAUUUUUAAUUGGACCCAUUUAUUUCCUCAUAAUCUGAGUGAAGAGUGGUGUGUGAAUUGAUAUAGUUUCUGAAAAUACAUUUAACUGUGCUUGAAUUGUAGAAAAUUAAGUAUUUUAAGCAAAAAAGGACACCUCUAUUUAUAAAUGGAGCUGAUAUGUCUUUCUU